GUGUAUAGUGCUAGAGAUAAUAGCGAUAGUUGCCUGCUGCAUAGCAACUUUGAUAUAAUCGAGUUUUGGCAACGUUUGCGUCAUUUUGAUUCUUUGGUUUUCCGUCAAUUUUAUUACACACAGCGGGCAAUAAAAAAAUUUGCCAAAAUUCCGAAAAAUCCGAGAAAAACACCAAAAACUUCGACACGUACCGCAUCGGCAACCGGUGGCGGUGGCGGCGGUGCUGGCGGAGGUGCCACCACCAGCACGAAAAUGGCAUCUAAAAGAAAAGCAUCGGUGUUGCUGCACAAGGAAACCAUACCAGCAACACCGGCCACAAGCACCGAUACCAGCAGUGUUGUCGGUGUAGGAGGCGGUGGCGUUGGAGGAGGCAAUGGCGGUGGCGGCGCUGGAGGCAUUGUCAGUGCUGGCAGCGUAUUGGGACUAGACAUUGCCAGCGGAUUGGGCGGCGGGGGCGGUGGUGUGAGCAGCGAGUCCGAAGCAUAUGCGGGCCUCAUGAAGGAUGCCGAUAAACUGAAGCUAAUGCUGCUCGCCUGGAACUACCAGAACUCGACGGCCGUGCGGAACGGCACCGAGGGACCCGACCUUAGUGUGGUGGGCGGUCUCUGGGCGCAGUAUCAGAACGCGCUUGCCCAGAAUGCUGCGGCCGUGGCGGCGGCCACCAGUAAAAUGGAUAGCUCGUUGUCUCCAGUGCCCAGGCAGGAUGCUCCAUCGCCCAUGGAGGCGCAGGAUGAGACCAACUCAUCGGGGCAGAAGGAAGAGGAUGAGGUUUCCGAGGACGAUUCCGAUGACAAAAUGGACGAGAAACUGGCCACGCCACACGAUCCUGAGCGCCUCAAGGCCUUCAAUAUGUUUGUACGCUUGUUUGUGGACGAGAACCUGGACCGCAUUAUACCCAUCUCCAAGCAGCCAAAGGAAAAGAUCCAAGCCAUCAUCGAUUCGUGCGCUCGACAAUUUCCCGAGUUCAGCGAUCGUUCCCGCAAACGCAUUCGCACCUAUCUCAAGUCGUGCCGACGCAACAAGAAGACACGAGACGGCUGGGAGAACACGACCCGACCAACUCCCGCUCACUUGACGUCCGUGCAGGCGGAACAGAUCCUGGCGAUCGCCUGCGAAAAUGAGUCCAUGAACGCAAAGCGAAUGCGCAUUGGCCUGGAGCCGAUUACCCAUGCGGUGCCAGCGCCGGGCAGCGUUGUUGCCGCAGCAGCUGCUGCCGCUGUUGCCGGCACCAGCUCCACAUCCUCGAGCAACGCGGCAACCGUCACCUGCACGGCAGCCGAUGCGGCUGGCCUGACCAGUGUGGCAGCUGCUGCGUUGCCCUUUGUCAGCGCCGUGGGCUUUGCCCGAUCCACGCCCAACUCGGAGCACGCGGACGCAGCGUUUGGAGGCGUUGCCAAUUUGGCUGGUGCUGGCAGUGCAGGCGGCAACAGCACUAGUGGUGCUGCUGGCGGCGGCACUGGUGGCAUGAGCUCGGCGCGCAGCUCACCGCUGGCCUUGAGCUCGAAUGCCAGCGUUGGCGGCACGAGUAUGACUGGCUUGACGCUGGCCAACGGCGCUGGUGGGGCAUCAAAUGGUGCCGGCCUGCCCUCCAGCAGCCCCUAUACCACGGACUUCAGCUCGCCCUCGGCGGCCUCGCCUUUUGUGGCGGCAGCAGCGGCAGCGGCUGUUGCAGCCGGUCGAGCGCCCAGCUAUCCUGGCUACUUUCCCGGUGUCGCCGGCCUGGGUAAUGUUACGCCCACCGAUCUCUCCAUGAAGCCGACGUCACUGGGUGUUGGCAUCGCCGGCAGCAGUAGCAGCAGCAACAACAACAACAACAGCAACACGGUCAGCGCACAGCUGAGUGCCGCCAAUCUGGCCACACUCAGCAAUGCCAGCAACAACAAUGCUCUGGUCACCGCCACACAGCAGCUGCAGCAGCUGCAACAACAACAGCAGCAACAACAACAGCAACAACAGCAACAACAGCAGCAGCAGCAACAGCAGCAACAACAACAACAGCAGCAACAACAACAGCAACAGCUGCUCUCCGCGUCCGGUGAUGCCAACUGCUCCCGAGUGGCGCCAAUUCUCCCACACAAGCUGAGCCCCAACGAGGUGACCGCUGCCCGGCAGGUUAUUUCGGCGUAUAGGGAGAGUGCGGCGUUUCUGCUACGCACCGCUGACCAGGUGGAGCAGCUGCUCGUCCAGCAGCAGUAGGCGUGGCUGUGGGCGUUGGCGUGGCCGUGGCCGUGGCCGUGGCAGGGGUAGAUGUGCAGACAUUGGGGCACUCUUUCCAAACCCAAGAGACGCGAGGCGCGCUCGGGUUGUUCCUAUUUAAAUUUAAAUUUAAAUUGAAUUACACACUGCAACAACAGCAACAACAACAAUAACACCAAUAGCACACAGCAACUAAGCAAAUUAGAAAGCAGAAAAUAGUCAAAGCAUACAAGCAAAACAAA
Molecule: messenger RNA, 2438 nt
Organism: Drosophila grimshawi
Lineage: Eukaryota; Metazoa; Arthropoda; Insecta; Diptera; Drosophilidae
Product: secreted 45 kDa protein
Exons: 5
Coding region: 253-2196 (647 amino acids)
Source: RefSeq, a predicted model, not a curated record